AUGGUGGUGCCUGCUGGUAAGAGUUUCUUGACGCAAGCCCUCGUAUUUAAUGGUCCGUGUUCAUCUUCAUCAAUCACAUUUCAGCUUUUGGGCACUAUUAUCGCGCCAAGUAAAAGUAAUUUCAAGAAUCCUUCGGAAAAAUGGUUACUUUUCUCAAAAGUUAAUGGGCUAGUUAUCAAUGGAAAUGGAAGCUUCGAUGGUUCGGCGACUAUGAACGAUUGGUGGAAAGGUUCAAGUAUCGCGACUGGGCCAAUAGUAUUAUACUUAUCUUCGUGCUCAAACCUAAGACUUAAUGGCCCAUCAUUCUUCCGGCCACCAAAAGCUCAUAUUAAUAUAAAUGGUUGCAACAAUGUGACUAUCUCAAACAUUCAAAUAAACGCGCCAGAAAAUAGUCCAAACACUGAUGGUAUCGAUAUUUCCGACUCUAGUGACAUAAAUUUUAGUGACAGCAAAGUACAAACAGGCGACGAUUGUGUUGCUAUUAAUGGUGGAAGUGCAAAAAUCAAUAUAACACGUAUCAAUUGCGGCCCAGGCCAUGGAAUAAGUGUUGGAAGCUUAGGAAGAUUUGAAGGUAGAAUUGAAAACGUUGAAAAUGUACACGUCAAAAAUUGCACAUUUACAAAAACCACAAAUGCUGCUAGAAUAAAAACAGCAAAUGGUGAAAGUGGAUCUGCUAAGAUGAUCUCAUACGAAGAUAUCAUCCUGAUCGAUACCGAAAAUCCUAUCCUAAUUGACCAAAACUAUUGUCCUAGACAAAAUUGUUCUAACAAUAUGUCGAAAGUGAAAAUAAGUGAUGUGACAUUCACCGGAUUCAAAGGAACGACUACAUCUAAUGUUGCGGUAAAAUUAGAUUGUAGUUCGGGAGUACCAUGUAUGAACAUUAAAUUAGAUAAUAUUAAGAUAAGUGGUUCAGCCAGCUUAAAAGAUCCAGUUACAUCGGUUUCUAACAAUGCCUUUGGAAGUUCAAGCCCUACGAAUAUUCCCAAAGUGACUAUGUCAUCAUAG
Molecule: messenger RNA, 1005 nt
Organism: Impatiens glandulifera
Lineage: Eukaryota; Viridiplantae; Streptophyta; Magnoliopsida; Ericales; Balsaminaceae
Product: probable polygalacturonase At3g15720
Exons: 7
Coding region: 1-1005 (334 amino acids)
Biological process (GO): carbohydrate metabolic process
Molecular function (GO): polygalacturonase activity
Source: RefSeq, a predicted model, not a curated record